AUGUCCCAUCAUGCACAUCGAAGGGGGCGUAGUCGCUGUAAAUACAUGGCAAAUUCCUGCAGACAGUGAGGAUGAAGAGCUCUUAAUCAGUAGAUUAAAGCCCUUUUAUUGAUUAUUUUGAUUGUGCUAGUCGUUCUACCUUAAAACGAUGACUUCAAAGGACCCGAAUGCAUCAAAUAGUGCCCUGCUUUAUUUGAUUUAUCAGCAUUUAAAGGAGAAUGGUUACCAGAAGGCUGCAAACGUGCUGAAAAAACAUGUAACUCAGAUGGAAACACCAGGAGAUAUCACCUCUUUACAUGACAUCUACACAAGUUGGACCAAGGUCUCAGAAAUCGGACAAAAUCCAAAACAAGAGCCUGAAGUGGAUUCCACCACCCUGAAGAAGAUUAAGGCCGAUCCAUCAACCAAAGAAGAAGAUGUGGACUCAAAACCAAUUGAUUCUCUACCUCCUGCCCCCCACACACCCCAGGCUGCAACCCCAGAGAAUGAGGAGCCGGUCCCACAGGAUGAGUUGCCAUCUACUCCAGUCAGUAACGGGACAGUGGAAACAUCAGCCCCUGUACCAGCGGUCACCCCUUUAAAACCAGCAGAGAGCUCAGACAGUGACUCUGAGAGCAAAGAGGAGAUUCCCCUCACACAGGGAGCUACUGUCACCCCAAAGGCCUCUUCAGCUGUCCCUACCACCACGCCCUCAAAACAUGUAGACAGUAACAGCGAAUCAGACAGUGAGAAUGAGAUUCCUCCAUCACAGACUGUUGUCAUACCCAGUAAGGCCUCAGCUCCCAGUAAGACUCCAGCCAACCCCACAGCUCCCAGUAAAGCAGAGAGUUCAGACAGUGACACCUCAGACAGUUUGAAGAGGAGGUACUGUCAAGCCAAGGCGCACCCAGCAGCCCCAGUGAAGACCAGUGUAGUCACCCCCAGUCAGGCUAAAGCUGCUCCCAAGACUCCUGCUGCAGAGAAGAAAGCACAGAGCUCUGACAGCGACAGCUCAGACUCGGACACUGAGGAGGAGGCUCCUAAAAAGCUGCUCCCAAGACUCCUGUCCAAGAGUAAGAAAGCACAGAGCUCUGACAGCGACAGCUCCGACUCAAACAGUGAAGAUGAGUUAUUUAUAAAGAAAUCAACACAGACCCUGAAAGCUGCUCCUGUGAAAUCAGCCAAGGCGAUCCCAGCAGCCCCAGUGAAGACCAGUGUAGUCACCCCCAGUCAGGCUAAAGCUGCUCCCAAAGACUCCUCCAAGGCGAUCCCAGCAGCCCCAAUAAAGCCCAUGUUAGUCACCCCCAGUCAGGCUAAAGCUGCUCCCAAGACUCCUGCUCCAGAGAAGAAAGCACAGAGCUCUGACAGUGACAGCUCAGACUCAGACAGUGAGGAGGAGGCUCCUAAGAUCUGCAUCUGCUCUCUCCCUAAGACCAAGCCGGGGGCAGCUGCUCCAGUCAAGGCUGUAGCAGUGAAAUCACCAGAACCAGUGAAGUCCAGCAAACUAGCUAUCACUCCCUCAAAACCAGCAGAGAGCUCAGAGAGUGACAGCAGUGAGGAUGACAUUUCUUUCACACAGACUCCUGUUAAAGUCAUAGAGGCAGCUUCCAGUAAGGCCUCAGCUCCCAGUAAGACUCCAGCCAACCCCACAGCUCCCAGUAAAGCAGAGAGUUCAGACAGUGACACCUCAGACAGUGAAGAGGAGUUUACUGUCAAGAAACCUGCACUGACACCCAAAGCUGCUCCUGUGAAAACAGCCAAGGUGCGCCCAGCAGCCUCAGUGAAACCCAGUGUAGUCACCCCCAGUCAGGCUAAAGCUGCUCCCAAGACUCCUGCUGCCAAGACUCCUGCUGCAGGGAAGAAAGCACAGAGCUCUGACAGUGACAGCUCAGACUCAGACAGUGAGGAGGAGGCUCCUGUAAAGAAAACCACCCCUGCCUCAACCCCAAGCAAGGCCAAAGCCACUCCUAAGACCCCAGCUGCAGCUGCUAAGAUGGAGACUGACAGCUCAGACUCCUCUGACAGUGAGGAUGAGGCUCCAGCCAAGCAGGCCCCUGCCAAGCCCACCCCCAGCCCGGCUAAAACCACACCCAAGGCCCCUGCUGCAGCUAAGAAGGCCGACAGCUCGGACAGUGAUGAGUCUGACUCUGAGGAGGGCAAGCCAGCUAAAAAGGUCACUGCUAUCACCGUAGCCAAACCUUCAACUCCGGUACAGGAGGAGGACAAAGAUUCCUCAGACAGUGAGGAUGAAGAAACACCAUCGAAAACAGAAUCCACACCAUCUGAGACAGCUGUCACUCAAACCCAGGCAACGCCUCCUGCUGGCAAGGAGGGAGGUACAGAGGAACACAGUCCAGCAGAGGUACAUACGGAAGUUGAAGCUGCUCCAGUCAUACCUAAAACUGAAGCAGCAGCAGCUGAGGACAAUAGCAGUGAUGAUCCAACCGAUAUUGAAGGAUCUCCUCCUGAAGUCCCUGAGGUGGACACACCCCCUGCCUCUGGGUCAGAGAGUGCAAAGGAGGAGGAGGUCCCAGAGAGUCCCCAGAAGGUCCUAAAGACAGACACUUCUUCAGAGAAGCCCAAGACAGAGGAUCAGAUAGUGACCUCUACAACAUCAGAGGACAAGAGUGACACCCCUGAACUCCCAUCAGAAGCCCCUGUUACGGCUGCUGAGAUCAGAACUGCUUUAGAAGAGGAAUCAAAGGAGUGUGUUGACCCAGUUAUCCCCAAUUCAGCAUCUGAAGACUUGGAGCCUGAAAAAGUGACCAUUGAGACAGUUGCUGAGACAAUCCCCACAGAGACAGAGGAACCACCCACAGAGGAACCACCCACUGAUACCCCAACACCUGGAUCAAAGAGGAAGAGGAGUAAAGAGACAACGGACGCAACUCCCAAGAAGAAGAAGAUGAAGAAGAAGAAGGGGGAGGUUGAAGAGAAUGUGCAGCCUGCAGUAGAGGAGGAUGGUGGUGAGUCCAGUCUGGACACAAAGCGGUUGGAGCUGACUCCAUCAGACGAUUCCAAGGUGGAUACCACCCUGGCUUCAGAGUCUGGCUCCACCACUCUUGUUCUGUCAGCAAAGUCCCUCAAGAAAAGGAAAAGAAAGAGGGUGAAGAAAAGAAGAGUGGCGAAGGCCGAGAGGGAGUCACCGGAAGAGGACGAAAAAACAGACUUCGUCCCAAAAAAUAAAAAAAUWAAAAAGAGCAAGAAAAACACAGCAGCCACCCUGACACCACCAACCAACAACCAGACCAAGGAAACUCCAAAGACCACAGCUGCUAAGAGGCCUCUUCCUCCCACCCCUGAGCCGGAAGAGCUAGAGACUCCCAAAAAGAAGAAGAAGAAGAAAGUCGCAGAGAAAGGGAGCGCUGUGAAGGAAAAUACAACUCCAGGCAUUGAAAUAAAGAAGAGAAAGAAGAAGGCUGCUAAAGCUGAAAACACUGUGAAAGACUCUGCAAUCUCAACUCCUGAACCGAGCCUGACACCAGAGACCCCAAAAAACAAAAAGAAGAAAAACAAGCUGACAGAGAAAAAGGGGAAAAUGAAAACUGCAUUGAAAACACCGGUAAAAGCCUCAACAGGACCUUUGCCUAACACAGAAGUGACUAAGGAGAUGGUGGAUUUCUUCUCCAGGGAAUGAAGUGGAGCUGCUGACGUCAAUCAGAAGACAAUCACACUGGUGCCUGAGGUUUCAACCAAAA
Salvelinus sp. IW2-2015 is the source of this 3677-nucleotide messenger RNA. Lineage: Eukaryota; Metazoa; Chordata; Actinopteri; Salmoniformes; Salmonidae. The record is from RefSeq and is a predicted model, not a curated record.